UUCUAAUUUUCCUAAAGUUGAAGUAAGGUUUCAAAGAUUGCAAAUUAUAUAUCUGCGGGAUACAUCAAACAAAUUUGACCUGCAAUGAAUCUGGAACAGAAAACCAAAUCCAAGAAAAUGACCACAGAACAAGUGAAGGAACUGAUUGCAGCUCGUGUGCAUUUCAAUAACCUUUUCACCAGGAAAUUUUUCGAUAAAAAAGCGGCCUGGAGGACUAUACAAGACCAUACGGGACUGUUCGAAUUUACAGUGGAGCAGCUUAAAAUAAAAUGGGCUAACUUGACCAGGAAGUACAAGCUACUUAUCACCCCGCCCACUGGAGGUGCCACGGAGAAUGGUGAGACAACACCAGGCGAUUGGGAAUAUUUCGAUCUACUCCACGAAAAAAAGUAGAAUUAACUUCAAAAGCGUUCAGCUGUUCAACGAAAACAAACAAGUCAAUAUGUCACACCUUUCCCAGAAUAAGGGCGUAGGUUACAAAGAGAAUUUUUAUCGUAAU
Molecule: messenger RNA, 499 nt
Organism: Armigeres subalbatus
Lineage: Eukaryota; Metazoa; Arthropoda; Insecta; Diptera; Culicidae
Exons: 4
Coding region: 85-393 (102 amino acids)
Source: RefSeq, a predicted model, not a curated record